This is a messenger RNA of Tripterygium wilfordii, 2103 nucleotides long. Its product is annotated as organic cation/carnitine transporter 7-like. Gene Ontology annotation, cellular component: membrane. Gene Ontology annotation, molecular function: transmembrane transporter activity. The transcript is spliced from 7 exons. NCBI's taxonomy places the organism in Eukaryota, Viridiplantae, Streptophyta, Magnoliopsida, Celastrales, Celastraceae. Bases 395 to 1858 code for a protein of 487 amino acids. The record is from RefSeq and is a predicted model, not a curated record. Gene Ontology annotation, biological process: transmembrane transport.
AGUGUCCUAUUAGCAAUCAGGAAGAAAUCUCUACUAAAGAAAAGACUUCAAUUCAUAGCGUAUAGAAUAGAAAGAGCUCGAAGAGGUUCCAAGAAAAUGGAAGUUGAGGGGUAGUGUUUAUUGGUCUUCUAUCCCCCAAAUAUUGACGCGUUGCUUGCCUUUUUUGUAUUAUCGCAGGAACAGCAGAAGCAUUAAUUUUGUGGAGGAAGGAAAGAGACUCGACUCGAUAAUUGUGCCCUUUGUUCGCAAUGAACUGAAGGACUAAUGUGCUGAGAAGUGUUUUUCUCUCAUCGAAUAAACACUAAAACACUACACUACAAAUUCUUGGUGUUUCUUGUAGAGGCAACUUCAACUAUAUAUAGCUGAAUACAUCCAUAUAUAUACCCAGUUCUAGAUGGAAGAUCAUAGCCUUGUUUACACGCUAGAUGAAAAGCUUGGUGCUGUCAGAUUUGGGACAUUCCAAUGCCUUGUGCUUGUCUAUGCUGGACUUGGCUGGUUUGCAGAAGCAAUGGAGAUUAUGAUUCUCUCUUUUGUAGGACCUGUAGUAAAGUCAGAGUGGGGACUCUCCUUGAAUGAAGAGAGCCUCAUAACAACUGUCGUUUUUGCUGGUGUGAUGAUUGGAUCAUAUUCAUGGGGUCUUCUAUCAGAUAAUUACGGAAGAAGGAAGGGUUUUCUAUUCGCAAGCUUGAUCACUAGUGUAGCUGGGCUAUUAAGUGCUUUCUCCCCAAGUUAUAGAACACUGGUGGCUCUUCGUUUUUUGGUUGGUAUUGGCCUGGGAGGUGGAUCUGUUUUCCUAUCCUGGUUUCUAGAGUUUGUUCCUGCUCACAACCGAGGCAUGUGGACGGUUGUCUUUACUACCUUUUGGACUUUUGGAACAAUUUUUGAAGCUUCACUUGCAUGGAUUGUGAUGCCCAGACUGAACUGGAGGUGGUUACUUGCAUUGUCUUCUGUACCAUCAUUUGCACUGCUUCUCUUUUAUGGUUUUGUGCCAGAAUCUCCACGUUAUUUAUGUAUGAAAGGUCAGAUAGCUGAUGCCAAUCAAAUUCUGGAGACGAUAGCUGUGGUCAACAAAGUGGAGCUCCCUCCCGGCAAGCUUGUUUUUUAUGGAAAUGUCAUAGAGGACGAAGAAUCAGUGCCACUGGAGGGUAGCCCUUUAUUGUCCUCAACUAGAAAACGGAUCAUGAAAUGCAACUCAUUCUUCUCAUCAUUCUUUAUGCUUUUCUCCCGAAAACUAAUUUGGACAACACUUCUUCUAUGGAUUUUGUUCUUUGGAAGUACUUUCACGUAUUAUGGUAUCAUUCUGCUAACCUCUGAGCUAAGUAUUGAACAAAGCAAAUGUCGCUCCAUUAUCUUACAUGAAGGAAAAUCUCAGGAUAAUAGCAUCUAUAUAGAUGCAUUUAUCACCAGUUUGGCAGAGCUUCCUGGUCUACUUUUAUCAGCUGUACUUGUGGACAGAGUUGGCCGCAAAAUUUCCAUGGCGAUUAUGUUUGUCUUAGCUUUUGUUUUCCUUCUUCCGCUGCUUUUACAUCAGUCUUCUGUCGUCACGACAGGGUUAUUGUUUGGAGCUCGCAUGUGUGCUAUAGGAUCCUUCACAGUUGCCUGCAUAUAUGCCCCAGAGAUAUAUCCUACGUCUGUGAGGGCAACUGGUGCUGGGGUUGCCAGUUCGUUUGGUAGAAUUGGUGGGAUGGUAUGCCCUCUUGUAGCAAUUUCACUUAUAUCUGGUUGUGAGGAAAUGACUGCUAUCAUUGUGUUUGAGAUUGUCAUUGCUAUUACGGUGGUCUGCAUCUUUUUCUUCCCAUUUGACACCAUGGGAAAAGAGUUGAUAGAUGAUGUAGAUAUAUCGAACUCGAGCAAUUAGAGUUCGGUAGUAGUAGAGUAGCUGUAGCAGUUUGUCAAAUAUUAUUCAAUGUCUUAAUUACUGUUCCAUCUUCCUGAAAUAUUAUUCAAUGUCGUACCGUUACAUCUCCCUGACUAUUUCUGUACCAUGCAUCAUUUGACAAAUUGUGGGUAUGUAAACGGUUUAAAUGGCUUGGUAAUUUGUUCAUGUUGAUUGUACAACUAUAUAAGGAAGAAAGCAAUGCUUUUUCAUCGCAAGUCUUCUGA